Molecule: messenger RNA, 1180 nt
Organism: Capsicum annuum
Lineage: Eukaryota; Viridiplantae; Streptophyta; Magnoliopsida; Solanales; Solanaceae
Product: induced stolen tip protein TUB8
Exons: 3
Coding region: 378-854 (158 amino acids)
Source: RefSeq, a predicted model, not a curated record
CGUGAUUCGAUCCUUUCUAAAACUCUACAUAUAAUAAGAGCUUUAAUGCAGCAAGCUUUCCUUUAUUAAUUAUUUUAUUAUUAUAUAAGCUUAAAGCAAAGUAAAAGUAAAUAUAUUUACAACUAGACAUCCAAAUCUUUUGAACACCCUUAAUUGUCAGUGAUGUGAGGUGUCAAUUUGUAUAUCCCAUAAGAUUCUUUUCUUCUAAUUAAUUAUUUUAGAAUUAAUACACUCCAUUUUACUUCUCUAUAUAAAGCUCUCUCAUUUGAUCAUUUUUUUCCAUCACCAAUACAAAAACAAUUACAAAACACUUUGCCCCCUCAUUUCUUCAUUUAUUUUCCUCUUUCCAAUCUUCUUAAUUUUUCAACUUUAUUUCAAUGGCCAGUGUUGAGGUUGAAUCUACACCAGUAGCAGCAGUAGAGACUGCACCAGCUGAGGUUGACGUUACCCCAGCUCCAGAGGCAACCAAGGUGGAGGAACCAGCCCCAGUUGUAGAAAAGGAAGCCGAGGUCGAAUCAACACCAGCACCAGUAGAAGAGGCUGCUCCUGCUCCUGCUCCUGCUCCUGUUGCGGAAGAAGCAGCCCCGGCAGCUGAAGAACCCACGGCUGCAGAAACAGUAGAGCCAGCGGCUACAGAAGAACCUGCUGUAGCUGCAGUUGAGGAGUCUGCGGCUACAGAAGAACCUGCAGCCGUAGCUGAGGAGCCGGUGGCUGCAGCACCCGUUGUCGAGGCUGCAGCCCCCGUAGCUGAACCAGAAGCAGCCCCCGUUGAGGAACCGGAAGCAGAGAAGAAGACAGAGGAAGCUGCUCCUGUUGAAGAGACAGCAGUUCCAGUGGAGAAAGUUGAAGAGUAAAUUCUACUGAGGAAUUUUAGUGAUGAAUGAUGAGGGGUCUUUUGUUGAAAGUUGGUUGUGUUUAUUUUGUUUCUUAGUUGAAUAUCUUAUUUACUACUACUAUAUUUUUAUAUAAUAUGUUUACAAUGAAGGCAUAUGUUAGUACUUCGUACUAACAUAUGCCUUCGUCUAGGUGGUCGGUGGGAUAUUUACAUAGUUUUUUUUAAAACUAUGUUUGUUGUCUUGUCCAGGGUUCAGUUUGGCAUGAUUUGAUUAAAGAUGAUAUGAGAUUUGAUCUCUAGUUUAUGAUAAUAAUAAAGCGGUAAUAUCUUUUUUUUGUUGUUUCA